CUUGGACAGCACAACUUUGCUCCUGGCCCAUUUUAAAACAAAACUCGUCAGGAUGGAGAGGACGAUUAUUUUCUGUAUGCUUUUCUUCUUUUCCAGUACAAUGCUGGCUGCAGCUUCACACAGAGCAGUAAAAUACAAACAGAUUCUCCUGGUAAUUGAAAAGUUAGAACACGCUGUGAAAGAUAAGGAUGUUGAAUGGCUGCAUACACCUGAAAAUCCUGUGGAGGGAUGCGUGGACACAGCUCUGAGGUGCUUCAAGAACGGCACACUGCAAUUACAACCCUUAAACAGCCAAGCGAACGCUACGUUCAUCCAAGCCAUCAGAGUCUUCAGAAAAUACACCGUCAGAAGUUCUGGAAAGCAGUGUGAGUCUUCAUGUGAAUCCUACAAGAAGAAACCCCCCAAAGAGUUUUUGACGAGCUUUGCCAAACUAAUCCAAAAGUUACUCAAGAACGAAUAUAGCACAUAA
Molecule: messenger RNA, 469 nt
Organism: Neopelma chrysocephalum (saffron-crested tyrant-manakin)
Lineage: Eukaryota; Metazoa; Chordata; Aves; Passeriformes; Pipridae
Gene: IL21
Product: interleukin 21
Exons: 5
Coding region: 53-469 (138 amino acids)
Biological process (GO): positive regulation of natural killer cell mediated cytotoxicity; immune response
Cellular component (GO): extracellular region
Molecular function (GO): cytokine receptor binding
Source: RefSeq, a predicted model, not a curated record